Molecule: messenger RNA, 1181 nt
Organism: Magallana angulata
Lineage: Eukaryota; Metazoa; Mollusca; Bivalvia; Ostreida; Ostreidae
Product: enoyl-CoA hydratase, mitochondrial-like
Exons: 8
Coding region: 29-919 (296 amino acids)
Biological process (GO): fatty acid beta-oxidation
Cellular component (GO): mitochondrion
Molecular function (GO): enoyl-CoA hydratase activity
Source: RefSeq, a predicted model, not a curated record
AUUUCGUUGAUUAAAUAAGCCAUUCAAAAUGGCUUGCUUCAGAACAAGUGCCCGAAUUUGUAGGCAAUUUUUAUUCAAUAAUUCAUCUUCAACAAAGUUUUCUGCGGUUUUUAGCUCUCCAAGGUGGAUGUCAUCAGGGAAUUAUGAAUACAUAAUUGUGGAGAAAAAAGGCGAAAAAAAUAAUGUUGGGUUUAUUCAGCUGAACAGACCAAAGGCACUUAAUGCACUUUGUAAAGGUCUCAUGUCUGAAUUAGAUCAGGCAGUCCAAAAAUUUGAAAAAGACAACGAUGUUGGUUGCAUUGUGUUGACAGGCAGUGACAGAGCAUUUGCGGCUGGGGCAGAUAUCAAGGAAAUGCAGACUAAAGAAUUUUCAGAUGUCUGGAGAGGCAAUUUCCUAAGUGAAUGGGAUGCUUUGUCAAGAUGUUCAAAACCAGUCAUUGCAGCAGUCAAUGGCUUUGCUCUAGGAGGUGGUUGUGAGGUAGCUAUGAUGUGUGACAUUAUCUAUGCUGGUGACAAGGCACAAUUUGGACAACCCGAAAUCACGUUAGGCACAAUACCAGGAGCUGGAGGUACCCAGAGACUUUGCAAAGCUGUCGGAAAAUCCAAGGCCAUGGAAAUGGUAUUAACGGCCAAUAGAAUAUCUGCAGAGGAGGCAGAAAAAGCAGGAUUGGUCAGUAAAGUCGUGCCUGCUGCAGAACUGGUUAAUGAGGCCAUCAAAACAGCCGAGAAGAUCAGCAGUUUCUCCAAAAUAGCCACAGCCAUGUGCAAAGAAGCUGUCAAUGCAGGUUAUGAAAUGACUUUAAAAGAAGGACUUCAUUUUGAAAAGCGAUUGUUCCAUGCAUCUUUUGCAUCGAAUGAUCGGCGGGAGGGAAUGACAGCUUUCUCCGAGAAAAGACCACCAAAAUUUACAGACAGUUAAAGCAGGAAACAUGCCUAUUUGUAGACAGCUGUGAUUGCCAAGUUUCUUAAUCAUUAGAAAUCUAAAAUGGUACUGCAAUAUGCAGAUACAGGACUUUGAUCAGAAGGAAAUGAAUACAGGGACUUUUUCUGUGUUGGAGUAUACAAUCAUAAAAAGAGGAGUGCUUUGAAUGCUUUCUUAAUAUUGAGUUAUAAUGUAUUACAUUUAUACAUAUGCUGUGCACAUGGUUUAAACAAAACCAAUAAAUGAUUUGCAGAAAUUA